Molecule: messenger RNA, 3654 nt
Organism: Nerophis lumbriciformis (worm pipefish)
Lineage: Eukaryota; Metazoa; Chordata; Actinopteri; Syngnathiformes; Syngnathidae
Biological process (GO): negative regulation of transcription by RNA polymerase II; regulation of cytokine production; embryo development
Cellular component (GO): PcG protein complex; nucleoplasm; chromatin
Molecular function (GO): DNA-binding transcription repressor activity, RNA polymerase II-specific; RNA polymerase II cis-regulatory region sequence-specific DNA binding
Source: RefSeq, a predicted model, not a curated record
GAGGACAAAGCAAGAUGGCGUCUGACGGUGAAGACGUUAUUGCAGUCGUCACAGUUCAGUGUUCUUAAUCUGUGCGUCCAUGUACACAUAUAUGUCCUUUAUUACACUCUAUUAAAUAGAGUAAACAUCGUUAAUAACUGUUCGCAUCCGGUUAUAUUAGUCUGAGCGCACUUUGACGCUUCUCGAGCUAGCUUAGCUUGCUAGUUAGCUUAGCGUGUUAGCUGCUAACAAAGAGAGGCGGAAGUGAUGAAAACACAUCGCUAAGCAGAGAUCAAGUGUGAGUGUAAAGUGUUGUGAUUGUGUGAAAAUGUGCGAAAGAACGAUAGCAGAGUACGAGGAGGAACUUUGUCCAACAAAAGAGGAGAAGGAGCGACAACAUGAAAAACAUCAAGUUGUGUUACACAGAACAGACAUCCAUCAGCUGAUUGGACACCAAAAAGAAUGUCUCCCUCAUCUGCAGGGGGACAGUUUCACUUUAGAGGAUACACAGCCCUCACAUUUUAAAGGGGACGAGGAGGAUCCACAGCCCCCUUAUUUUAAAGAGGAAGAAGAGGGAGAGUGUCCUGUAGGGCAGGAGGAGGCUGAUCUCACCAAGUUUCCACUGACUGUUGUCUCUGUGAAGACUGAAGAGCAUGAAGACAAAGCACCUGAGUCCUCACAGCUUCAUCACAGUCCAAACGUCUGUGAAAAAUAUCGUCCACCUGAGCAGCAGGAGGGGUCCUCCAGUGUGGAGCAGAAGAGGUCACAGCACCUCCACGUGAAAGAAGAGGAGCCACAGCCCCCUUACUUUAAAGAUGAAGAAGAACAGCGGCUGUCCCCCCACUUCAUAGAGGAAGACAAGAGACACCUCAUCAGUGUGAAGAGUGAAGAUGAUGAGGUCAAAAUUGAAAGUGAGGAGCCUCCAAGCAGCAGCUCAACUCAACACAUGACAACAGAAGCUGAUGGAGACCACUGUGGAGGAUCACAAGCAGACAAGCUCUUAGCUCCACUAUCAGAUAGUGAGGACACAACGUCACACUCUCCUGACACUGAUGAUGAAGACUCUAAAGAUGAUAAGACAUGUCACACUGACAACACACACUUCACAUGUUCUCUCUGUGACAAAACUUUUAAUGUUCGUCGCAAUAUGAAAAGACACAUGAGAACACACACUGGAGAAAAACCUUUUUCCUGCUCAGAAUGUGGUAAAAGUUUUGCAGUAAAUCAAAGUUUAAAAGAACACAUGAGAACACACACUGGAGAAAAACCCUUUUCGUGUUCAAUCUGCGGUAAAGAUUUUACUCAAAGGCCCAAUUUCAAAGCACACAUGAGAAUACACUCUGGAGAAAAACCUUUUUCCUGCUCAGAGUGUGGUAAAAGUUUUGUAGAAAAUCGAAGUUUAAAAGAACACAUGGGAAUACACACUGGAGAAACCCCUUUUUCCUGCUCAGAAUGUGGUAAAAGUUUUGUAAAAAAGCAAAAUUUAAAAGUACACAUGAGACUACACACGGGAGAAAAACCUUUUUCCUGCUCAGAAUGUGGUCAAAGUUUUCUAGUAAAUCAAAGUUUAAAAGCACACAUGAGAAUACACACUGGAGAAAACCCUUUUUCUUGCUCAGAAUGUGGUAAAAGUUUUGUAAAAAAUCAAAAUUUACAAGUACACAUGAGAAUACACACUGGCGAAAACCCCUUUUCCUGCUCAGAAUGUGGUAAAAGUUUUCUAUUAAAUCAAAGUUUAAAAGUACACAUGAGAACACACACUGGAGAAAAACCUUUUUCAUGUGCAAUCUGCGGUAAAGAUUUUACUCGAAGGGACAAUUUCAAAGCACACAUGAGAACGCACUCUGGUGAAAAACCAUACUCCUGUUCGAGCUGCAACAAAAGCUUCCGUUGCCUAUACACUCUUAGAGUACACAUGAGAACACACACAGGAGAGAAAGCGUUGAGUUGCAGUGUGUGUGGUGAAAGAUUCUCUUAUAAGAACCAGUGUGAGAAACACAAGUGUGCUGGUGAGAACAGCAGCAGCACAUGAAGAUGCAGGAUUUGAAAUAAACUGUCAAAACUUUCACUUUUGACUUUCUAACAUCAGCACAUAUAACAUGUGUGACAUCAUUGUUGUGUGUGUAACACAAUCUUGUUAAUAACAUUUAUAGAUUAGACACUUUUAUUUCAGUCAAGUACAUGAGUUAAUAUUCACAUUUGUGUACUUUAAAAUGAACAGAACAAUUUGACUGAAAGGGUGAGAAUAAACAGUACAUAAAAUAUGUUACAUACAAUAAUAAUUUUAUGUGUAGAUAUUCAUAAUUCACUUUUAUACUUAUUCAUAUUAGUGUUUUUGUAUAAGUUUUUCGAAAUAAUGAAGUGUUACAUAUUUUAUUUUCUAUUUGUGGAUAAUUCCAUAGAUGAACUCCUUUAUAUGAUAUACAUAUUUCACCAUCUCCACCUCUCCAAUGUCCUUCUUUAACCCCUUAACCAGUGUCAUCAAACUAUUAUCAUUCAUGUCUUGAUCUGAUUUAAAUUUGUAUAUGAUCUUGCAAUUAUCUACCAUAAUCUUUUUCCUCUUUUCUAUUCCUUCAUCAUCUUCAUGUACUCUUUUAGCACUCCACUUUCCUUCAUGCCCUCCUCUCCCCUUCUUUCCUCUCUCCCCUCUAGUCCUAUCCAUGUCCAUACCUUCCUCAUACAUCAUACUUGCCAACCCUCCCGGAUUUUCCGGGAGACUCCCGAAAUUCAGCGCCUCUCCCGAAAACCUCCCGGGACAAAUUUUCUCCCGAAAAUCUCCCGAAAUUCAGGCGGAGCUGGAGGCCACGCCCCCUCCAGCUCCAUGCUUACCUGAGUGACGUGUUGACAGCCUGUUCACACGUCCGCUUUCCCACAAUACAAACAGCUAAUGAUGGAGGGCGAGUUCUUGGUUUCUUAUGUGGGUUUAUUGUUAGGCAGUUUCAUUAACGUCCUCCCAGUGCGGCAACAACACACAACAACAGCAGUCACGUUUUUGUCUACCGUAAAGCAGUUCGUCUGCCGUAAACAGCAAUGUUGUGACACUCUUAAACAGGACAAUACUGCCAUCUACUGUACAUGCAUAUGUGACCCACCCAUAAUGUGUCACAUUUUUGUGUUGAUUUAUUUAUUUUAUUUUGUGGUUUGAAUUCGUUUUUGGAGCUGUCAUUACAGAUUUAUCAGUAUUCACAUUGGUCAGUAGGGGGCAGUAGGGCGUUUCUUCCUAAUUGAAUGCUAUCACCUGCAGACCGGAAGUGUCUUGUCAUUCUGAUGAGCGCGACCAGUCUGUGAACAAUUGAAACGUCCUGUGUGCUUUUUCCUCCUGUAUAACAGGCUAGUUUUGGUGAAUCAACUCACAGAAUAAUAUCCAUGUGAUCUUUAUAAGUUUAAGUACACAUUCUGAUGGUGGAGCCUAACUCUAAAGUGUUUGUGAGUUGUAGUUUGUAUUUGUGAAUGAAUCCAGUGCACAGCUGCAGUAAUCAAUACAAAAAGGCGACGUGAGUGCGAAAUGUUUAUAUAGGAACUUCUGAUCCUAAUUCAGACUCCCAAAUUAGAGCUCCCGUUUUCUUAUUGAUUUUAUAAUGUAUAUUUGUAUAAUGUGUGUGUUCUGUAAUAGUGACAGAGAAUAGAACAAGGAUGGACAAUUCAACCCUUAACUCAACAAUGAGUAGAUGAGUG